This is a messenger RNA of Neodiprion fabricii, 1026 nucleotides long. RefSeq names its product troponin C-like (gene TpnCIIb). Bases 410 to 853 code for a protein of 147 amino acids. Lineage: Eukaryota; Metazoa; Arthropoda; Insecta; Hymenoptera; Diprionidae. The transcript is spliced from 5 exons. Gene Ontology annotation, molecular function: calcium ion binding; enzyme regulator activity. The record is from RefSeq and is a predicted model, not a curated record.
GCAUCAGCGGGAACGAAUUGGAUCCGGCGUGCUUUCGAACAGGCCGCAAGCUCCGAGCUUGCGGCUCGACUGUUACACCCACGCCACUCAAAAACCGCUAUAUUCCGAAACCGCGGGACGCAUUAUAAUUAUACAGCAUCGGACGCGUUUUCGGUGCGCCCCGGCUCUCGGUUUUCACCCUCUUCGUCAGCCACGAGACACGUUACGAUUGGCUGAAAUUUUCACGCCGGGAGGCAGCAUUAUAGCCGAGUGUCCGCGGCUUCACUUCGCAUCGCGCUGCACGUUUUUGGUACGUUCCUCACUUUGCCUCCGAGAUCUUAUAAAAGUACGAGCUACACCCGGCGCACACGCUAGUGUCAAGCCACUCUUUAUCUCGUCGCAAAGUCUUCCAACUCACGCCGGACCAAUCAUGGAUGAGGAACAAGUUCAAAUGCUCAGGAGAGCUUUCUCCAUGUUCGAUUCGACCAAGGCGGGUAAAAUCGAAAAGGAGAAGGUCAGGACGAUCCUGAACACCCUGGGACACACCUUCGACGACCAAGAAUUGGAGGUUCUAUUGGAACAGGAGGACGAAGACGGUAGCGGACACCUCAACUUCGACUCCUUUUACCGCGUCGCGAGCCACUUCCAGGAGGAAGACGACGAGGCUCUCCAGAAGGAAUUGAAGGAGGCCUUCCGGCUCUACGACAAAGAGGGAAACGGGUACAUACCAACCAGCUCUCUGCGCGAGAUCCUCGCCGCUCUCGAUGACCAAAUCACCCCCGAUCAGAUGGACGGCAUGAUCGCUGAAAUCGACACCGACGGCUCGGGAACCGUAGAUUUUGACGAAUUCAUGGAGAUGAUGACCGGCGAUUAAUCGCGCUGAUUCGGAGUAUCUAGAAUUAACCGAAUUACCUAAAGACCGUUUUUCCGAAGUAUCCGCAAUAUCAUCUGCUAUACGCUACGUCGAACCUGAACAGCGAUUCGCGUAUUUUAAAUACUGUGUAAAUUUCAAUUAUACUGCAUUGUAUAAAUCGUUUUCUAAACGUU